CGUACGCCGCCUGACGUGGACCAUUUCACAAGCCGUUACCGCGCCUUUCACGGCAAGUUGAUCUACGUGCUUUCCGAACCGAAAUGCCCGCGUUCUGAGAUGAGGCCUCCAUCUUCAACCGAAUUUCGGAGGGGCGACACAGGAAAGAAGGAACGGCGUCGUGGAUCGGCCCGCCCACGUCGUGAUCGCGUGGAUGGUGCAAACACUGUUGUUAACGACGAGGACCAAGCGGAAAUAUCUGUAGAUCACCGCAGGAGGUCGCAAAAAUCGUCGUCGGCAGAAAAUACUACAAGAAAAAGUUCUGAAAUAAACAAUGGUCAUACUCAGCUUCUUGGCCACAUAGGCCUCGACCUGCACCCGUUGGAGGAGUUACGCCGAAUGUACCGGAAGGAGGUUAGCAUCCUGUGGCGCGAGGUGGACCACUUCCGCCGCUACUGUCUCCAAAAGAUGGCUGAGCAGGAAGCGGCCUUGGCAAGGGGGCACAGAAGGAAGUGCGAAGAGCCCACAAGCCAGCCAUCAAGCCCACCAGCCGAGGCCGCCAAAGGUGAACCUGGCAGCGCCCCGGAUGCUAGUGAGAAUCCUGACUUCCGGUCUGAAUUGAGGAGGCUGGAGGAGAACAUGGCAGCUUUGGAACGGAAGCAAGCGCUCCUCGACUCAGAAGAAGCGCUUCUUGACAAGGAGGAGAAUAUUACUAAGAGAUCCAUGCGUCUACAGGAGUUUGAAAAAGAGGUGGAGGAGGCGGAGACGCUACUGGACCGGAGACAAAACAUCGCGCGCCGCCGCUCACAGACGGUAGAGAUGCUGAACCACGACCUUCUCACGAUGAAGGCGGAGCUUGAAGAGCGGCUAGAUGAGGCGCAGGCAGCGGGAGAGGACGGGGAGGAGGGCGGCACAUAUCCCAAUGACGCCAAUUCCGGCGAGGCGAGCGACCAGGGUUCAAACUUUACGAACUCCUCUGAGGCCUCGUCCAAGGCUCGAAGACACUGGCAGCUGGCGCGGCGUCAUUUGGUCGACAAGGUGUCGCUGCUGGAGGCAACAGUGCAGAGGUACCGGACUCAGGUGGCCUCCGCGUCCGCCAAUAUUACUGCCAAGGACAUGGUCAUAGACAAGCUAAAGAAACAGAAUUUGGCUUUUUCUGAGGAAAUGGAGGAAAAGACAAAACGCAUAAAGCAGCUUGAGAUGCGGCUCUCCCUCACGCUUGAGGACAAAACAAGGUGUGAGAAAAAGUUGGACAUGUUACUUGACGAGCUUCAGAACAUCGACCUGAACGCCACCGCGAAAAUGCUUUCAACUCCGGAAAAACCCGCAGGAAACACGCCCGGAAAACAAAUUAAGAAACAGUCUUCUUCUUUUUCGUUCUUUUCACAUAGUCCCAAACACUCUCGUUCUACGCACAGUGGUGGUUCAACUCCUAAACGAGCAUUAUCGGAUAAGCAUAUUCGGGACACCACGUGCCCAACUAUAAGCGUCAGUUUACACGAGGAAAAUACUGACGUGGAAACCGAUGGGAAGCAGAAAGAGGACGUGAAUGGUGACGUUUCUAUGGAUGAUUCUGGGAUCGAAUACAGUGCUAGUGGCGAGACCAGGGCAGAACUCACGGACGAAAACGGUAGUAAAGCGUGCUUGAUCAUGUGACACGUGACUCUUGCGUACACGUGGCAGCUGCACGUGACACUCGGAGCAAAUAUUUGUUACAUAGUAAAUUUGCAUCGAUUUAUUAUAUAUUUUAUACUGCUUCCACGUUGAUGAAAGCUUUUUUUUCAUGAGGGCAUUUGAAGGAAUCAAGAGACUGAACGUUAAAGGACAUAUUGUUGUUGUUUUUUGUUUGUUUCGGUCCUUGGUACUAAUGGACAAAUGAUGGUGGUAAUGCCGUCAGUGAUUCUUAUUGAGCGCAAGAUAAGGUUUGAUACAAUUUGUGUAGAUUUUAUUCAUGCCAUCAUUGCAAAUUUCAUGAAUUAUAAAUGAUGAAGUUAUCUUCAUGUGA
Mya arenaria is the source of this 1984-nucleotide messenger RNA. RefSeq names its product S phase cyclin A-associated protein in the endoplasmic reticulum-like. Bases 100 to 1635 code for a protein of 511 amino acids. Lineage: Eukaryota; Metazoa; Mollusca; Bivalvia; Myida; Myidae. The record is from RefSeq and is a predicted model, not a curated record. The transcript has 9 exons.